AUGCUGCUCCUCCUGCGUCUUCUGCGGCUGCACCUGCUUCUGGGUCUCGUCCUGGGCGCGCUCAGCAGCCACGCGCAGAAGUGCCGUCUGGUGCCGAGACAACAGGUUCACCUCGGGUCGACGGACCCGCAAGGUCCUCUAGGCGGCGGAAACAAUGACACGGUAGCUAGCAGUACCUCUAUCCAGCCAUCUCAGACUUCGUCCUCGUCCGCUUCCGCUUCCGCUACUCCCUCUAUCACACCGUUCAACUAUGGCAAGGAUAUCAUUAGAGGUGUUAACCUGGGUGGCUGGUUUGUUCUAGAGCCAUGGAUAACGCCCAGCAUUUUCGAAAACACAAACAACUCGGAUAUCAUCGACGAGUUCACGUUCGGCCAAAUGCUCGACGAGGACUACGCUCUCGACGUGCUCCAGAACCACUGGGCGACCUGGAUAACCGAAGACGACUUCGUCGCGAUCAAGGCCGCAGGGCUCAACCACGUCCGCAUGCAGAUCGGCUACUGGUCCGUGCCCCUCACCUCCGCAGACAGCAACUACAGCACCUCCGUCGCGCCGUACGUGCCCGGGGCGUGGCCGUACCUCCUCCGCGCGCUCGGCUGGGCGCGCGCACACGGCGUGCACGUCAUCCUCGACCUCCACGGCGCGCCCGGCUCGCAGAACGGGUUCGACAACUCGGGGCGGCGCGGGGACGCGGACUGGGCGCAGGGGAGCACGAACGUGAACCGCACGCUGGACGUCAUCCGGUUUAUUGCAGAGCAGAUUGGGGGGAUGAUCGAUGUGCUUGAGGUCCUGAACGAGCCGGCGGGGUAUCAGAGCGACAUUGGCGGGAUUAUUGCGGGGUAUUGGCAGGAUGCGUAUGAUGUCGUGCGGGCUGCUGCGGGGAAGUCGCUGAAGGUCAUGAUCGGGGACGCGUUCCUCGGCGUCGCACACUGGGACGGAUUCAUGACCGGGUCAUCCGCGCAGGGCGUCCUGAUGGACUACCACGAGUACCAAAUAUUUAAUUACAACCAGCUCGCAUUCGACCAAGACGACCACAUCGGCUCCUCGUGCUCCGUGCUCUCCCAGCUGCAGUCCUACGCGUCGCAGAACCUGUACACGGUCAGCGGCGAGUGGUCGAACGCGGUCACAGACUGCGCAAAGUGGCUGAACGGCCGCGGCGUCGGCGCGCGCUGGGACGGCACCUAUCAGUCCGGCCAGCAGGUGUUCGGCAGCUGCGACGGGUGGUCGGGCAACAUGUCCUCCUUCAGCGACGACUACAAGACGUUCCUGCGGAAGUACUGGGAGUCCCAGGUUGCCAUCGGGGAGGCCGUCCAGGGAUGGGUGUUCUGGACGUGGAAGGCGGAGAACGCGGAUGACUGGAGUUACCAGCGCGGGCUGGAGGGCGGCUGGAUUCCGCAAGACCCGACGGACAGGAUGUACCCCGACAUCUGCUCCUAGGGCGCGUUCGCAUUGCGUGCGGCUCACUGUGGACGGCUUCGCACGUCCGGUACGUGUGAGUGUAGACCGUUUGACGUGGACGUGGACAUUAAUGCGGACGGAUCAGGCGCAGGCUAUCGCCCGUCCCAUGUAGACAUGUAUCACUCACUGUAUCAUAUA
Messenger RNA from Trametes versicolor FP-101664 SS1, 1593 nucleotides. RefSeq names its product glycoside hydrolase family 5 protein. Lineage: Eukaryota; Fungi; Basidiomycota; Agaricomycetes; Polyporales; Polyporaceae. Gene Ontology annotation, biological process: glucan catabolic process. The record is from RefSeq and is a predicted model, not a curated record. Gene Ontology annotation, molecular function: beta-glucosidase activity. Bases 1 to 1434 code for a protein of 477 amino acids. The transcript is spliced from 9 exons. Gene Ontology annotation, cellular component: cell surface; extracellular region.